Molecule: messenger RNA, 546 nt
Organism: Volvox carteri f. nagariensis
Lineage: Eukaryota; Viridiplantae; Chlorophyta; Chlorophyceae; Chlamydomonadales; Volvocaceae
Gene: phV37
Product: extracellular matrix glycoprotein pherophorin-V37
Exons: 4
Source: RefSeq, a predicted model, not a curated record
UCCGUAUCGGCAACUGUCAACGGUGUUCCCACAGCAGUCAGUCCCUCAUUUGAUCGGCCNCAAGAUGGUCCGCCGGGUAGCAGCAUUCUGCGAGUGACUCAGCUGGGUCUCAACCUGACAAGCAACGGAGCCAAGAUUUGCAUCACCCUCAAACCCAACAGCGCCGGUCAGGGCUGCACCACGCUGGAGCAGCUGUGCGUUCCACCCAAUGGCAUGGCGCCGGGGUCGUGCAUAGCCGCCAUGUUUGAUUACUCGCUGGACUGCUGCCCAAUUACACGCUGCCAGCCUACCAAAGUCAGCGUCUGCGGUUCGUUCGUUUCCGAGGAGGAAGCCAGGAAGCUGGAGCCCUGGGCCGCCCUCCAGAGCCCGUUAUGGGCGACAAACAUCAACUGGAGCUCGUCUGCGGCGCAAGGCGGCGAGAUUUGCAUUGAGCUGAAGAACACCACGACGCUGUCACAGCUGUGCCUGGGCGAUCGACCAAACACUGCGUGGAUCAGUUUGUUCAACAAGAACCGGAAGUGCUGCCCGACCUACACCGCUGCGGUA